AUGCGCAGUGAUAGUUACCUGACCACCAUUCCAGGAAGACCUCGAGUCUACUUUGACAUUGAGAUCGGCGGGAAGAGAGAAGGCCGUAUCGUGUUUGAACUUCCCUCAGUCGUACCCAAGACAGCAGAGAACUUCCGUGCGCUGUGUACCGGCGAGAAAGGAGUUGGCAAGGCAGGCAAGCCUUUGAGCUACAAAGGUUCAAUCUUUCACCGCGUGAUCAAGUCGUUCAUGAUCCAAGGUGGCGACUUCACAAACUUCAAUGGCACCGGAGGAGAGUCCAUCUACGGAGAGAAGUUUGACGACGAGAACUUCGAGUUGAAGCAUGACCGACCGUUCCUCUUGUCUAUGGCCAACUCUGGCCCUGGUACCAACGGCUCGCAGUUCUUCAUCACCACCGUCCCUACUCCUCAUCUAGACGACAAGCACGUCGUUUUCGGCGAGGUUCUCAACGGCAAGAACAUUGUCCGAAAGAUCGAGAACCUUCCCACCCAGUCAGACAAACCAGCUUCGGGUGAUGUGGUCAUCGUCGACUGUGGACAGCUAGAAGGUGAUAGCUACCAAAGUGCUAUCCAGAAAGCGCCCGACGCUACGGGAGACCCGUACGAAGAUUUCCCAGAAGACCAGGGUCAAGACUUGAAGGGCGAGGAGUACUACAAGAUCGCGCUCGAUCUCAAAGAAUUUGGCAACAAAGCAUUCAAAGCAGGCGAUCUCGAGACAGGUAUUGAAAAAUACCAGAAAGCACUGAGAUACCUCAACGAGUACCCUGCCGCCAACGAAAACGACCCCAAAGAUCUGCAGAGCAACAUCGACCACUUACGAUUCACCCUCCACAGCAACUCGGCGCUCCUGGCCAACAAGUCCAAACGAUCCGAGGAUGCGCAGAAGUGGGCCUCGUUUGCCAUCGAUGCCAUCCCCAAGGAUGCCAAGGACACCGACAAAGCGAAAGCGUAUUUCCGACGCGGGCAGGCCCGAGUUGCGCUCAAGGACCUGGAAGAAGGACUCAAGGAUUUUGAACAGGCGGCGAAAUUGGCCCCAGAGGAUGCAGCCAUCAAGGCCGAGCUGACCAGAACGAAGAAGACCCUGCAGGAGACGCUCAAGAAGGAAAAGGAUGCCUACAAGAAGUUCUUUAGGUGA
Capronia epimyces CBS 606.96 is the source of this 1134-nucleotide messenger RNA. Its product is annotated as peptidyl-prolyl isomerase D. NCBI's taxonomy places the organism in Eukaryota, Fungi, Ascomycota, Eurotiomycetes, Chaetothyriales, Herpotrichiellaceae. Gene Ontology annotation, cellular component: intracellular membrane-bounded organelle. The record is from RefSeq and is a predicted model, not a curated record. Gene Ontology annotation, molecular function: peptidyl-prolyl cis-trans isomerase activity; protein binding. The transcript is spliced from 4 exons. Gene Ontology annotation, biological process: protein folding; protein peptidyl-prolyl isomerization. The coding region runs from base 1 to 1134 and encodes 377 amino acids.